UUCUACCCAAAAAAAAGAAAGGGAAAAAAAUCUCAAAGAUAUCGAUUCCAAAACGUAAAAGAAAAAAGAUGUCUUGUUGGUCUGCUGAUUAUGCCACAAAAGCCUAUCUCCGCACCCUAAAGAUGGGAACAAGAGGUAAGGAGCCUGAUGUGGCCGAAUUCAUAUCUGCCCUUGCUGCUGGCAACAAUGCCAAACUCAUGGUGAUUGUAUGUGCUAGCAUUGCUGGAUCAACCACUCUAGCGUUAGUUGCAGCAGCUCAUCAAACAGGUGGCCAUGUUGUAUGCAUUUUGAGCAAGCUUGAUGAAUUGCAUGCUUCAAAGAAAGCUCUAGGCUCCUAUGCAAACAGGGUCGAGUUUGUCGUAGGAGAUGCAUGUACCCUUUUGUUAGAUGAUUAUAAAGAAGCAGACUUUGUGCUUCUUGAUUGUGAUAUCAGUGAUCAUAAGGGGGUGUUCUUAGCAGCACAAAAGGGUUUAAAGCAUGAGAAGAAGGCACUUAUAGUAGGGUACAAUGCUCUCCACAAGGGAUCUUAUUGGUGGUCUGAAUUGAAGACACAUUUUUUGCCCACUGGAGAGGGGCUUUUGGUGACUAGAAUGGUUACUAAUGGAGGCCAGAAAAGAAGCCGUUGGGUGGUUGCAGUAGAUAACUGUACUGGUGAGGAACAUGUUUUCAGGGUCACUAAUUCCCCACCAAGGAAACAAAUUGAAGCUUAAAACCUUGUUUAAUUCUCUGAAGAGUAAAGAGGAAAUAGCUAGUAGAUAACAAUUUUCUUUUUGUAGUUUUGUUGACAUCUAGUAAGAAGGAAGCUAAAGUUUUAUGAGGUUUCCUCUAUCAUCACAAAAUUUUUUUUAGUUUCUUUAGAACAAUGUAGAUGCAGUAAAUCAGAUUUAAACAUAGUAUAUUUCUCUAAUUACAUAAAGUCCUCUUCUGCCCUUGGCGGCUGCUUGACUUUCA
Quercus lobata is the source of this 951-nucleotide messenger RNA. RefSeq lists its product as uncharacterized. The record is from RefSeq and is a predicted model, not a curated record. The transcript is spliced from 2 exons. Lineage: Eukaryota; Viridiplantae; Streptophyta; Magnoliopsida; Fagales; Fagaceae. The coding region runs from base 69 to 710 and encodes 213 amino acids.